AUGGUCAUAUGUCCAGAGUGUAGUACAGAAUAUGAGAAGGAGGCAAAGUAUUGCUUCAAGUGUAGAAUACCAUUCACAGAUGAUAUACCAGACAACAUUAGACGAUAUCUGCGAGGUGGUGCUGCAUCACCUGGCAUUGGUCAUCGAGCCAUCACAACACCAUUGAACCCAUCAUCAUUCGAGAAGCCUCCUCUACAGAGGAAUGUAUCAUUGCCAACAGUAUUGAAUGCCAAAGGUGCACCAGUGGCCAUAUCAAAUCCUCCACCACCCUCUCUGACAUCCAGUCUCAACAACAACAAUAUCAACAACAUCAACUCCUAUGUAUCAUCAUCACCUCCCAACAACAACAACAACACUAGUAUAUUGGCCAAUGUCAAUACAACAACGUUUGCAACGACUGCAACACCAUCUACGCCAACUUCAUCACUGAACCGACCACGACAACAAUCAACGCCAAUUCCACCUUCACAUCCACUGCCACAACUACCUCCCAACAAAUCAGCGAGCAGCUUGCAUCUGCAUCAGACAGCGCCAAAGAGUACUGGUCGACAACCACCUCUUCCUCCAAUGACAUCAUCACCACCCAAUGGCAUUGGACAGUCAAGCAGCAGAUCUGCCACCAAUCUCAUGUCGUUAAAGUCACCAUCAUCCUCACCAGAGCCUACGCCCUAUACGGGUGGCAGCGACAUUGACUCUCCAGGAUCUGUGAAGCGACCUCUGUCACGAAGGAUACCGCCACCACCCCCAACAGCAGGUAAGAAGCUGGUGCGUGCAGUAUGGGACUGUAUCUCUGAGCAGGAGGGCGAUCUCGAGUUCUACGUCGGUGACAUCAUUUCAGUGAUCAGCAAGGAUGAAGGUGGCUGGUGGAUGGGCACUGUUCAUGGUAGAACAGGCAUGUUCCCAGCCAACUAUGUAGAGGAGAUGGAUCAAUAA
Molecule: messenger RNA, 933 nt
Organism: Acytostelium subglobosum LB1
Lineage: Eukaryota; Evosea; Eumycetozoa; Acytosteliales; Acytosteliaceae
Exons: 1
Coding region: 1-933 (310 amino acids)
Molecular function (GO): protein binding
Source: RefSeq, a predicted model, not a curated record